AUGCUGCAGCCUGAUCCAUGUAGUCUCUCCGGAACACUGAUGAUCGUAAAAUUGCAUUUAUGAGCAUGAUUACAGACGCUUUGGGAUCUAUGGAUGAGCAUUCGCAAAACUGUCACAAACAACACUUGUAUUGCGCAGGACUGAAACUUUCAGCAAGUGUGCAUAAAAGCUGAGUGAGCGCCCAUUCGCUGCAGUAUAUCUCAGUUGCCUGAAGACACUCAGACGUCAUCAUCAGAAUUCAUCCACCAUGGGUCACCUAACCUCUGCAUUACUGAGGGGUCUCUCUCUCCUGCUGGUGUCCCGGAGUGUGUUUGCCAUGGUGCUGUUUAAUGCCACAGAUCUCGGCAUUCUCUUGGAGAAGUACCUGGAUGAUGAUGGAGACUGGAUGGUGGAGAGACAUCGAAGCAAGAGGGCCAUCACUGCUAGUGACAUGCAAGCAAUCCUGGACCUCCACAACAAACUCCGGGGUCAGGUCUACCCACCAGCUUCAAAUAUGGAAUACAUGGUGUGGGACACUGAACUGGAGCAGAGUGCUCAGGAAUGGGCAGAGACCUGCCUGUGGGAACAUGGCCCAACUGGCCUGCUGCCUCAGAUUGGUCAGAACCUGGGAGUGCACUGGGGAAGAUAUCGUCCACCUACUUCUCAUGUACAAGCCUGGUAUGAUGAGGUCAAAGACUACUCGUUCCCAUAUCCCCAGGAAUGUAACCCUCACUGUCCUUUUAAAUGCAGUGGUCCAGUCUGUACCCACUACACUCAGCUUGUUUGGGCAACUAGUAGUCGAAUUGGCUGUGCGAUCAAUGUGUGCUACAACAUGAAUGUGUGGGGCCAGAUCUGGGCAAAAGCUGUUUAUCUUGUGUGCAACUACUCACCAAAAGGAAACUGGUGGGGAUAUGCCCCAUAUAAGCACGGCACCUCUUGCUCUGCCUGUCCACCCAGCUAUGGAGGAUUGUGCAGAGAAAAUCUCUGUUAUAAAGGUGAUGGAAUUAAUAGACAAAGCACACCAGAGGAAACAGAUGAAAGAAAUUCUAUAGAACCAGAGGCACCUCACAGCCCUGGGCCCCGUUUACAGGCCUCAAGUCCAACCAGGAGCCCAAAUGUAGUUGUGAGCAAAGAGCAAAUGUCCCAGACUGUGACAUGUGACACAAAGCUAAGAGACCAAUGUAAAGGCACCACAUGCAGUAGGUACGAGUGUCCUGCUGGUUGUUUAGACAGCAUGGCAAAAGUGAUUGGAACGGUGUUUUAUGACAUGCAAUCCAGUAUUUGCCGGGCAGGCAUUCAUUACGGUGUCAUUGACAAUGAUGGAGGCUGGAUGGAUGUCACAAGACAUGGCAGAAAGGACUUCUUCAUCAAAUCAUACAAAAAUGGACUUCAGUCCCUUGGGAAAUACCAGAGUGCCAAUGCCUUCACAGUAUCCAAAGUGACAGUAAAAGUUAUCACAUGUGAGACUACAGUUUCUGUGCUGUGCCCUUACCAAAAGCCAGCAAGACACUGUCCAAGGAUUUACUGUCCUCGGAAUUGCCUGCAAGAAAAUCCCCACCUUUCUCGAGUCAUUGGUACCAACAUUUAUUCAGAUAAAUCUAGUAUAUGCAGAUCUGCAAUUCAUGCUGGCGUUUUAAGCAACGAAUCAGGUGAUUAUGUUGACGUGAUGCCCCAAGACAACAGGAAGCUGUACAUUUCCUCGUACCAGAAUGGCAUAGUCUCAGAAAGCCUGCAGAACCCCGCGGGAGGCAAGGCAUUCAAAGUAUUCGCAGUUAUUUAAGCAUGUGCUGAAAUCGCAGUCACUCAAUCAACACGUUGUGUUGAUUAAGCUGUAAUAGUGGGCCUUUUCUGCUCUAACCAGCCUAAAGUGUAUUUUCUUUCACACAAAUGUUGACUGAACUAGGUGUUUGCUGUAUAGAUGGAGACCCUUUCCAAUGCAUCAAGCUGGUUAGCCAUUGUAUUGCCUAAAAAUAAUUAGAGGAUCAUUCAGGGAAUCACAAUUCAUCACAUUACUAUAAUCUUAUGGUGUCAUUAUUGCAAAAAAAAAAGCACUUAGAGAGUUUUAAUCUACCAUUAUGUUACAGUUUUUCUAUGCUAUGUUUUUUAUUUUCAUUUGUUUCAUUAAAUGUUGGAGAAGUUCUGUCACUUAUCUAUAGAUUAAUUUAAUUUUUUUUCACUAUGUAUUUAUUUUUAUGUAUUUUCUUUUCUGCUGAUAAGGAUUUGAUAAAGUUUUUUUGUGAAUGUGGGUAUAAUCCUGCAGGGCAGGAGAUUACAUCUAAAAACAUGCAACCAAACCUUGUAUGAAACGUCCACAUCGUUAAACACUGUAAAUAGCUUGUUGUGAAUAGCUUCUUUAUAGUAUUAAUUGUAAUGAGGUGCUACAUUUAUGGGCAUUGUGCACUGUCUCAUAAAAACAGCUGUAUUAUCAGUUAAUGUUUUCCAAAACUAGCUUUUAUAUUAUGUCAGAAUAAAUUUGAGGUGCUGUUUGUAUUUCUUUAAAAGGGAUAAUUCACCAAAAAACUACAAUUUUGUUAUCAUUUCCAUACCAAGUUCGAAUUUCUUCUGAACACAGAAGAUAUUUUGAAUAAUGCGGGGAAGCAAACAAUUGACGGUAGCCAUUGACUUCUAUAAUAUGGAGAAAAACCACUAUGGAAGUCAAUGACUACAGUCAAUUAUUUGGUCACAUUAGUUGUUCUGACAAAGUUCUGGCAAGGUUCUCUCAAAGUUAACAUUACUAGAAAUACAUUUGUUCUUAAAUAUAAUAUUCUAUCAGAGUUUAAUAAUGUUCUCAGAACAUUAGCACAAAAGCAUGAUGUAUACAAUGUUCAUGGAAUGUUUUAUUUCUGAACCCUUUAUUUUUUAAAUGAAGAACAUUCAGAAGUCAUGUAUGCAAGUAAAGCUUUAUUCUGCUUAAAUGGGACUUCAAAACUCUUUGAAUCAGAGAUAUAUAUGUCAAAAAAGGUUACAAUUGGUACUUUACACUCUCCUCCCCUUAAAAUGUCUGUUAUAAUGGCCUAAUGUAUGCAUAUGAUUAUAUAUAAUUGUUUUUUCUACCUCACAUUGUUUAAAAACAUUUUACAAUAA
Molecule: messenger RNA, 3063 nt
Organism: Carassius auratus (goldfish)
Lineage: Eukaryota; Metazoa; Chordata; Actinopteri; Cypriniformes; Cyprinidae
Product: cysteine-rich secretory protein LCCL domain-containing 1-like
Exons: 15
Coding region: 248-1759 (503 amino acids)
Cellular component (GO): extracellular region
Source: RefSeq, a predicted model, not a curated record